Molecule: messenger RNA, 5322 nt
Organism: Linum trigynum
Lineage: Eukaryota; Viridiplantae; Streptophyta; Magnoliopsida; Malpighiales; Linaceae
Source: the annotation of a GenBank genome assembly
AUGCCUGGCAACGAAGUUGGAGAUAGGAUCCACAAUUUCUUUGGCCAGGAGACUUCUUCUCAGGUCCCACAACACUCGCAAAUUGCUGAUGCAGCAUGGCAUGGGAUGAUUGGGAAUCCAUGGGCUGGAGGUCAGGGACAGAUUGCCACACCCGUCAUAUCCGAUUUAAAAAAUCGCAGUUCACAGCAACCAGUGGCUGAUUAUGAGAGAAGAUAUGGUGGCCAGUCAUCACCUGUGCAGCGUGAUUUGAGCUUUCAACAAUCAAUCGAAAGGGCAGAGCAUGCCAGAAGUCAAUCCCAAGAUCAACAACCAACUAGAAAUGGCUUCUUUCAAGGUCAUCAGAGUUUCCAGACGAGGCAGAAUGAGACGAACUUUAUGGGAGUGGAUACAGAGCCUGAUCGGCAUAAUUUAACAUCAAAAGGUUUUUCUGCGUUUGAUUCCCAUCAAGGAAAUGGCCCUGACUUUCACAAACGAAAUUUAGUUAGGAUGGACUCUACUGAAUCUCCAGUUAAUUUUAAUUUUUUGGGGGGUCAGCAUCAGAUGAGUUCCCAGCAUCCUGGAACUGUGCAAUCUCUUCCUAGACAACCUUUGGGGGUCGGGGAUAUGCAGCUGCUGCAGCAGCAAUUGAUACUCAAGCAAAUGCAAGAAUUUCAGAGACAACGACAGCUUCAGAUGCAACAAAUGCAGCAACAAGAAUCAACAAGGCAACUUAAUAUUUCGAAUAACGUGUCCUCUCUCGGAAAACAUGAACUUUUUAGUCAGUCCCGAUCAAUGAUCAAUGGAAUUCCUAUACAGGAUGCAUCUGGCUAUGCAUUGCAGCCUGAGGUUAUGGCGGCUAACAUGAACUUGCAACAGCAUAGUAUGUCUCCGGACAUGCGAGGCUCAUCUAGCAGGCUUGGAUUUUCAUCGGAACAAAACCAAACUUUUCAGAUGAUGGGUAUGGUUCCGCAGCAAGUUGAUCAAUCUCUUUAUGGUAUCCCCAUCGCUGGAACAAGAGUUACUUCAAGUCAUUUUUCACCCAUCCAAGUGGAUAAGGCCCCUGUCCAGCAGAUGUCUAGCAAUAGUAAUUCCCUUAUGGAUAAUCAGUAUAUGGUUUCAUCAAAUCAGGCAAAUGUUCAAGAAGGAACUUUGGGGUCGAGACAAGGAUAUCAGGGGAGAAAUGUGAUCGAAAGAGUAGAUAGUCAAGGCUUUGGCACUGGAAUUAAUUUAGAACGCCUCCAGCAAGUGAAUUCCUGGCAGAGUAGCGUGCCAGCCCAGGAAUUCCUUAGGACGCAGGAUGGAUCUGGUUUAUCAGAAUCAUCACAGGAGAAGACCGUUGCUCACGCAGUGUCUUCUCAGAAUGCCGCUGCGCUAGAUCCAACUGAAGAGAGGAUUUUGUAUGGGUCAGAUGAUAAUUUGUGGGAUGCUUUUGGCAACAGUAAUCAUGUGGGUUCUGGAGGUUUGAAUACGGAGAGUACAGAUGCAUCAAGUGGUGCUUUGUCAUCUUUACAAAGUGGAACCUGGAGUGCUCUUAUGCAAUCCGCUGUAGCAGAAGCUUCUAGUGUGGAUGUUAGUGCACAAGAGGAAUGGAGUGGUCCAGAUGGCCAGGGUACAGAACUUCAAAAUGGAAAUCGGCAUAUCCGGACUGUAAAUGAUACUGGCAAACAACAAACAGCUUGGGCAGGUAACAGCUUCCAAACUGGCUCAAUCCUGAAUAAUCCCUUCCAUCGACCAGAUAAUAAUGCUACAAGUAUAAACAGUAAUGAAAUGCAAAGAGUUCAUUGUUCUGGGGUGAGCUCUCCACAUGAUGAAAGGGAACGGUCUCAGGUGGAUUCUUUUUGGAAAUUUUCUCAGCAGUUUGUAAAAGGUAAUACCAAAUGGCUUGAUGGGAGUCAUCAACUGAAAGCUGCUGCUGAAGUGAGCCGUAAUCUUGAAAAGGCUGUUCAUUCUCCUGAUGCAGAAUCAAGUGCAAAGAACUUAUCCCAUCCCUGUACCAAUCAGUCAGGCUCCCACCUGCACAAUCCAAGUGGCCAAUCAUUCAUUAAACAAAAUGGGUGGAACUUCAUUGAUCCAGCAUCAUCUAGUACAAGCUCAGCUUUGAAGAAUCAAGGUAAUCAAAAUCUGUUGCUACCUCCCUCUACAAAUGAUCAGAAGUGCUCAAUGGGAAAGAACAGUUGGAGAACUGACCCUGUUUCCAACUCAGCUGUCGGGAUAGUCCAUGCACAAUCUAGUACUGGCAGCCCCCCAGCCAACAUACCAGAUUCUAGCCACAACAGUACUCCAGUUUUUAGCAGUAUGAUGCUCAACCAAGAUAGCAGCCAAGAUAUACCUCCACAAGGUAACAAUCUUGAUGUCUGGAAACGUGUGGAUCCAGUGAUGAACUAUAAGAGACGUGAGAUUACUGGAAACCAUUCCCUCAAUAUGGAGGAGGCACAUGAAGCAUUUGAGUCAUCUGGACACAACAGUCUGGGCAAUGGUGCUGUCACCGCUAGUGAAUUAGAUCAUUUGGGUGUGAUACAGAACACAAUGAAUAGCUUGACCACAACAUUUCAUAAUGUCAACGCAAGGGAAACUAAUUGGAAAGAUACAAACAAUUCAGGUAUUCUUUUAGCUGGAAAUCAGAAGUUGUCCAGCCAUGCUGGUAAAAAGCCAUCUGUUCGUAAAUUUCAGUAUCAUCCUAUGGGAGAUGUAGAUGUUGAUUCUGACUCAUCACAUGCAACAACACCUGAUGCUCGUUCAGAGUCGAUCAUGCAGCGGAUUUCCGCUGGAUCAAGAGAUCAGGAAGAAGGGCACAUUGGACAAUCGGAAUUGACUAAUCUCUCUACAUCACUUGACAGAGGGGUCAAUAACUACACACCAAACAAGAAAAUGAUAGUGAGUCAAAACAUGCUGGAGCUGCUUCACAAGGUUGAUCACUCGAGCGAAACUGCAAACUCAACGUACUUCAGCUCUUCUAGCCAAAAUCCUUCUCCUGAAACUGAAACCCAUGACAGGACCUUGCGUCCUGAGCAGAAGAGAUCUUCUGUUUCUCAAGGAGAGAAGAGUCGAGCUGUGAUGGCUCCCAUGUCCUUGGUUCAGUCAUUCCCACCUGCACAUGAAACAUCACAAGGAGAAGUGAGGAACAAGGUUCCUAAUAUACUAGGACAAACCACUAGUAUUGACCAUGGAAGGAUUCCAGCUGCCUUUCCCCCUGGUUUUCCCAAUUCAAGGAGUAAUGCACAAGACUUGCAGAUGCGUGAGAUUGGCAAGGAGGUAAGUGCCAAUCAAUCUGUAAAUGAGUCAUUUGUUAAAUUUGUCUCACAGACAAAACAGUCAAAUGAGCCUGUAGAUGGAGCGGGAUCUAGUCAAUCAGGACUGGCUUUGGUGCCUGACACUUCCAGGGGCACAACAUGUAAUGACGUUGCUUCCUCUGUCGAGGUUACCCACCUCGACAACUUCCAAAAUAAUAGGGAUUCUGGUCAUCAGUUUCCUGUGCUGGAAGCUUCAUCUACUUCUCAGUCCUAUGCUGGAUCUGGCUUACAACAGGAUGGUGCUUCAAAAAAUUCUGCAACACUGAGGACCACUACAUCAAGCACACCCCUAUCUUUUGGUACUCUGCCUUUCCCGCUUUCGUCAAAUGCGUUCGAGUCCAAUAUUCAAUUAAGCAGCACUGCAGAAACCACUUCUUGGCCUAAAAAGUUGGAAUAUCAGAAUCCACAAGGAAGAGGUAGCAAUCCAUCUGCAUCCGGUGCAACUUCUGUGAAACAUGUAUUUGCUGGGACAGAGCAGCUGGAAAGAUAUCUCAGUCAGAGUCAGCUGUCUCUACCGGUUAAUGAUUUUACCAAGAAGAUGAUGAGUCCCUUGCCAGGGAAAGACUCUAUCAUAAAUCGUGUUAGUAACUUGUAUGCUUCAAGUGCUGUGAGCACUCAAAUGGAUAUUGCAGCUUUUGGACGCUCUUUGAGGCCCAAUGCUUCGCUGAGUCAAAAUUACUCAUUGCUGCAUCAAGUACAGGAUGUGAAGAAUAGGGAGGUAGAUCCAACUGGUAGGAGUUUGAAGAGAUUGAAAGGGUCGGAUGGUAGUGUUGACCCUCAGUUGGCCACUUCUGAGUGUGGGCAGCAGCUACUUGGACACGCUAACGCAGUCAGAGGUGCAUUACUAAACAGAGCUUCUAGUUCUCCCGAUGAUCCUAAAGCAGUUGGCCUUUCUGGGAGACAAACAGAUGAGCAUGGGCCAAAUCUACCUACUCAGGACAUGCAUGAGUUUGGAGGGACCAGUUCUAGAAACUUUGCGGACAGCAACGACGGGGUUUCUGGUAGAGGUGAACAUUCUCAGAUCAGUCCCCAGAUGGCUCCAUCAUGGUUUAAUCAGUAUGGCACCUUUAAGAAUGGACAUGUUUUAUCAACUUAUGAUGCUAGAAAAGUUGCUGCCAUGAAGCAUGCAGAAUUAGCUCUAAGUGGAAGCAGGUCUUCUAUUAGGCUGCCUAUUCCAGGUCCACUAGAGGCUGGAAGUACCAUUAGCGAUGAUGCAAGUCAGCAUGGUCUAGUUAGGAGAAGUUCUACUCCACUAGUUAGUGAGGAGUUUUCCUUUCCUCAAUUGUUACGGCCCGACUCUGUUGACAUGAGUUUGUUUGUGGUAAGACCAAAGAAGCGCAAGAGUGCCCCAUGUGAUCUUGUUCCAUGGCACAAGGAAUUGAUAAUGGUUCCACAUAGGCUCCGGAAUAUAAGUUUGGCAGAAGUGGAAUGGGCAAAGGCAGUUAGCCGUGUCACUGACAAGGUGGAAGAUGAUGUUGAAAUCAUAGAUGAUGGGCCGCCAGCCAUUAAAUCAAAGAAAAGAUUGAUAUUGACGACACAGCUUAUGCAGUUACUACUUCAUCCUCCUCCAUCUUGGGUAAUGUCUGCUGAUGCAAUUUCUCAAUAUGAGAUUGCUGCUCAUUUUGUUGCUCGGUCGACUCUGGGAGAUGUAUGUGGUUCACUCUCUGUCUUUGCCAGUGAUGCUUCCCCACCUUCCAACAGCAGCAACAUACUGCCUGAGAGGCUGAGAUAUUCUAAAAGUAAAAGUGAUCAAUACUUCUCCAAAGUUAUGGAAGAUAUCAUCGAGAGAACAAGAAAAGUGGAAAGUGACUUGCUGAGAUUGGAUAGGAGCAUCUCGAUCUUAGACUUGCGUGUAGAAUGUGAAGAUUUAGAGAAGUUCUCUGUCAUCAAUCGGUUCGCGAAGUUCCAUGGUCCAGGUCAAACAGCAGGUGGACAACUAGACACUUCAUCUGGCAGUACUUCUAAUGCACAAAAGGCCUUUCUCCAAAGAUAUGUUACUGCUCUUCCCUUCCCUAGGAAUAUCCCUGACAGGGUACAAUGUCUUUCACUUUGA